UCCAUUAGGACCCUUCUACUCAUUUCCAAGCCCUAACUUGGAAAGGACUCAGGGGGGGAUUGUGAGAGAGAGAGAGAGAGGGCCAAGAGAAGGCCAAGGCCACGGCCAUCUCCUUCCUCUCUGCCUGAUUCAUAAGCUCACUCACCCGCUCAUCUCCCCUUUCUCUCUCUAAAACCUCUCUCCCCUGUUCCUCGCUUUCUCUCUCUAGACCCCUCACUCAUUCUGCUCUCUUGGCUCAAUGGACCCCACAGCUCCUGCCUCUGACGGUACUGCCGUUCUUACGGCCGACCCUGCGCCUCCGCCCGCCACCGUCCUCAACCACCCUUCCUAUGACGAGAUGAUACUGGCAGCUGUCGCGGCCCUGAAGUCCCCCGGUGGGUCGAGCAAGAAGGCGAUAUCGGACUACAUUCAGCAGAACUACCCGAACCUGCCCCCGAACCACGGGACCUUGCUGACCCACCACCUCAGGAGCUUGAAAACCGGCGGCCGCCUCCUCAUGACCAGGAACAACUACCGGCUGCCCGACCCUGAAGGCUCCCCCCGGCUCAGGAGGGGCCGCCCAGCGAAGAGCCAGGCCGUCCUUGCCCCUGAUGCCAUCGUGCCUGUGCCCUCCGAUGGCGAGGCGCCGAAGGCUGACGAGGCUGGCACUUCUGGGUCGCAGAAGCGUGGACGUGGAGGAGGCCGCCGCCCGGCCAAGAGGCAGAACACUGGGCCGGCGGAGGCUGUGCCUCCACCGGCAAAUGCAACUGGCAGGCCGAAGAGGGCCCGAGGGAGGCCAGCUAGGCUGAUGAAGGUCCCCUUCGAAAGGGAAGCUGGGGGCGCGCAGGCUGUGUCUGGGCCCCAGGACCAGCCGAAGGUGGUGGCUAGUCGGGUGGAGAAGUUGCCUGUGAGACGCCGUGGACGACCCCCAAGGUCCAACACCGCUACCGCUCGGGCCGCUGGCCAUCCCCAGUCGGCGGGUCCGUCCACAUCAGUUGCAGCUCCACGUGUGCAUGACAUUGAUUAUGAAAUCCUCCAAAAGAAAGUUGAAGUCAUGCAAACUAGGAUCAAGGAUGCUGUAGCUGUUCUGAAGCCCCAUCUGGCUGGUGAAGGUUCCCCUGCUAUAAUGAAUGCUAUCGUAGAGCUGGAGGCGAUUGCAGCAAUGGACAUGAAGCCAACCCCGACUGCGGACUGAAUGCAACAUCGAGUUAAGGACUCUAGUUUUCUCAGCAAACAUAAAAUAGCGAAGGAGUAGGAAAGGAAGUCGAGGACUGAUCAUGUUUUUGAGGAAGGAUGAUUUGGUUAGGUUUGCCAGCAUUCUAACCCGACCUGACCAAGAGGAAUCUGUAGAGUGACAAAGGUGUGACAUAUUCUUAGUCCUGAUGGUAUAUGGUAUAGCAUCGAAAUUUGAAUUGAAGUAGAGGGGUUUCUUUCUGUGCAGCAGUUAGGAUUGGACAGGUCAUGAGAUUUUCCUUUAUAUCCGAGUUGAUUUGACUUCAUGUUGAACUUCUGUUGAUUUUAAGAUGGCAUAUCGAAUCUCUUUUGUUGUUGCACAUUCGUUGACUUUAGUAUUUUGUUGAUCCAAAUUCGAGUGGCUUUAUUGCGUGAUUUUUAAUU
Molecule: messenger RNA, 1596 nt
Organism: Punica granatum (pomegranate)
Lineage: Eukaryota; Viridiplantae; Streptophyta; Magnoliopsida; Myrtales; Lythraceae
Source: RefSeq, a predicted model, not a curated record